Molecule: messenger RNA, 3025 nt
Organism: Epinephelus fuscoguttatus (brown-marbled grouper)
Lineage: Eukaryota; Metazoa; Chordata; Actinopteri; Perciformes; Serranidae
Product: early growth response protein 1-like
Exons: 2
Coding region: 999-2471 (490 amino acids)
Biological process (GO): regulation of transcription by RNA polymerase II
Molecular function (GO): RNA polymerase II cis-regulatory region sequence-specific DNA binding; DNA-binding transcription factor activity, RNA polymerase II-specific
Source: RefSeq, a predicted model, not a curated record
ACUUUAACCACAUGAAGCUGAGUAUACCUGUGUAGUUUGAUUGCAGUAGGCCUACUUUUACCUGCAACAGAGUAUUUUCACUUUAAGGUAUUUCUUGUUUUACUUCAGUAAAGUAUCUGAGUGCUCCCUCCACCACAGAGAGUACUCCUUCCCUCCUCAGUAAAUGUUCUCUGAUACUUGCAGUGAAUUAUUAAUUGAUGUCUCUGCAGGACGGGACGAGCCUCCGCCCGCUCUCAGAUCAGCUCUCUGACAGGAAGACAUCCAAAUAAGGCCCGAGGAAGUGAUGACGCGGCUGGACGAUCUCCAUGUGACGUAGCGCCUUAAAAAACUGAUCCGAGCUGUGACGUGUCGCCAGGGUUUCCGGCCAUGGCGGCUGGCUGUGCUCCCUGUGCCCAUUUAACGGCUUCAGUCCGGCGGACAGACAGCAGCCGCCGACCCGGACUGAAGUCUGGACCUUUCCGGAUCGUCCACGCUCCAAAAAGCACAGCACAAAGAGCGCAGGGAGCACCGGAGCAUGCGUGUGCGGUCCGGUCUGCACGCUCACCGCUCGGACCAAAUAUGGGCUUCCUCCCGGCCAUAUUUGGGAAUGUACGUCACGCAGGAGUCUUUAUAAAGCCGGGAAUCCUCAUUGAAGAAAGUGACAGACUCAAGUUCAAGUUGUCAGCAACAACACGUCAAAACAAACAGCCCAUGUUGUGAUGACUCAUCACGUCAUCAACAAACAUCCGGAAAUAAUCUUUACAUUAUCUUAAAGUCAUCUUAAUCCACGCGGGACCCGGAGCUGACGACCCUCCAGGUUGGCUUCCUCCGAGCAUAACCGCCAGCCGCAGCAGCAGCCGCAGCCGCAGCAGCGUCAGCCCGGUCAGAGCGCCUCUCCGCCGGCUUCAGAAGCGGAGACCGACCCGGUCCCCACGCAGGAACAGCCCGGUUCUCGGGAGCCUCCGGAGCGGCAGAGCUCCACACCCGCCGCCGCCUCUCGCUCUCCGUCCUCCAGAGAGAUGGCAGCGACCAAAGCGGAGCUGCUCCUGUCCGCCCUGCAGAUCUCCGACCCUCUGGCCGGCCUCCCGCCGCCUCUCUCCCCACUGGACGGUUUCUCGAAGCUGGAGGAGCUGCAGAUGCUGCUGCAGAACGCCGCGGCCGGAGGCUCCCUACUGGCCGCGUCCGCAGCGGAGGGAGCCGGGCUGCUGAGCGGAGAGCCCGGGGAGUACGGAGACUCUCUGGCGGACCUGGACCUGCAGACUCUCCCCCCUCUCACCCCUCGCCUCCCCCCUCUGGCCUACAGCGGCCGCUUCACCUUUGAGCCCGCCUCCAGUGGCAGCCUAUGGGCGGAGCCUCUCCUCAGCCUGUUCACCGGGUUGGUCAGUGUUGGGGCUCCUCCCCCUUCAGCCUGCAGCCUCCCCUUCUCUUCGUCAUCAGUGACAUCAUCGGUGACAACACCACCGAGCCUCAGCUCCACCCAGAUCAGCUGUGGCUCAGGUGAUGUCACCUCAGUGUUCUCUGCAACGCCAACGUACACCUCCGCCGCCAGCUCCAACCUCCUCCUCCUCCCCCCCGCUGAAUCUCGGCCGGAGCCCGUGGCCUUCCAGCCACAGGGUCCUCCGCCUGCCUACCCCAGCUCCUCCUCCAGGCUUGGCCUCCAGCCGCCCUCCCUGGUGGUACCGAUGCUCCCCGACUACCUGCUGUCACAGCCGCAGGAGGGCGAGCUCAGCCUGAUCCAGGAUCAGAAGCCAGAACUGUCGCAGAACCCUCCGCCGCUCACGCCACUCUCCACCAUCAAAUCCUUCUCCUCACAGAUCCAGACGCAGCCCCAGGGCUCCGCCUCUGGCCCCACCUACCAAUCCCUGGUCACCAAACCCAACCGAAUCAGGAAGUCCCCUGCCAGUCGGCAGUGCAAGACGCCACCACACGAGCGUCCGUAUGCCUGCCCCGCCGACGGCUGUGACCGCCGCUUCUCCCGUUCUGACGAGCUCACUCGCCACGUGCGUGUACACACGGGCCAGAAGCCUUUCCAGUGCCGCAUCUGCAUGCGCAGCUUCAGCCGCAGCGACCACCUGACGACGCACAUCCGCACGCACACUGGUGAGAAGCCGUUCGCCUGCGCAGAGUGCGGACGCAAGUUCGCACGCAGUGACGAGCGCAAGAGGCACACCAAGAUCCACCAGCGACAGCGGGAGCGCAAGAGCGACAGGAGCUCAGCCUCCUCUGAUCCCAUCCCCAUCAACAAGCCCCCCGCCUACUCCUCCCCUCCCACCUCCUCCCCCUGCUCCUCUUACUCCUCCCCCGCUCACAGCUCCUCCUUCCCCUCCUCCUCCUCCUCUUCCUCCUUCUCCCCCUGCUUCACCUCCUCCUCGUCACUGUCACAUCUCUACGCCUCCUCACCGUCCCCCCACCUUUAUUCCUCUUCUUGCUCCUCUCCGAUGGGGAGUCCUCAGUCGGAGCUCCCCUCCCCCCACGGCUCCAACAACUGUUGACGGACAGGAAAUUGUCCUGUCCUGCCGUGACCUUCGACCUCAGACUGAAACUCUGCCUUUAAAAGAAAAACUCACAUAUCUGACUGACAAACUGUUCGUCUUAUUAUUGGUCUGAUGGUGAGGAGGUCAGAGGUCAUGGAGGAGGAGUCAAACACCUCGCUGUGUUUCUGUGACUUCCUGAGCUGCUGCGUCAUUAUGAGCCUUUGCAGCCACUGUAGUCAAUGACAGCGUCUGUUAGAGUUAUAAAAGUGGGUGGGACAUGAACUUGAACCUUCAGCAGAGACAGUUAAAAAACCCUCAGGACCAAACUCCUGAAAUAAGAUGUGAAAUCCUCUGAAUGUAACGAGACGCUCGCUGAUGGAUGAGUGUGAAUCUUUUAUAAGGUGUGUACAUAAUGUUUACAUGUAGUAAAGUGUACAUACAUGACUGUGUACAUAGUGUCUACCUACUGAGUAGGUUCUGGGACCUUCAUAUGUUCACAUGCAGGUCUGAUUUUAUACUGAAGAUGUUUCCUUUUGAAACCGAAGAGCUCCGAGAAUAAAAAGUCAAAAUAC